GUGAGUAAUCCUCGAUCAGCUAUUAGCCGGACAUGUUUCGCUAGUUCUAGGCACCGGCCCCCACUUCAUAACAGCGUCAAUCCUACUCGUUCCUCAAAGGACCCAGUAACCCAACAAUAAUCACAGCUACAUGUGCUCAUUGAGUCUAGGAUAAAGUCACAUUAUUCAUUGCUGUGAACUUACCACCCAUCACCUUAAAACAGCUCGCUCAUCCUUUUGUUUCCUGAUUAAGCCGAAUGACAACAUCUUACAAAAAUGUGUCGCGUCUGCGAUCGACUCAACUACGACCCAUUCCCACAUGUACCCUUGGACGACGAAGACGGAGAGGAUGAUGGCCAUGAGCUUCAGGAAGUGCCGGUCGUACCAUUCAGGCGUAAGAACUUAAAUCCGCUCCAGACAGUGGUAACACCUGCGCCGAGCCAUGAUGACGCUCCGAUUUUCGCCGCGUACUUGAAACCGAAAGUCGCACCUGAGCCAGGUGAUUGGGACUUUUCGUACCAACGACAAGCCCCAUUUGGUAUGGCGGUCUAUGAUACGACCCCAUCAGCGACCCCAACGCGGGCCGCUAAGAUGGUGCACGCUCUCUCACAUCGCACCAGGCGUCACAACCGCGAAUGGGGGCGGGACAGGAUAGAAGUGGCUUGCUUCCCUCUUCCGUCUCAUCUAAGCAGUCAAGAGCGGGCAAAAGCUUGCAUUAUUCACCACGGACACGAGAUUCGGAACCGUGCCGUACUGGACAACAUUGACGAUGCGAAGUUCUGGUUCCUGUCUGAAGACUUCGAAGAUGAGUGGUAUUCCCGUGGAAUCAUCAUCAUCGACCGGCUGGAGGAUACAUGGGAGGACUCUUUCGAAUGUGAUGACACUAGGAUCCAGUUUGAAGAUGAAAUGACGCAAAGCUCCUUUGGAAGUUUUGCAACAGUUCACUGGCGGCCGCGCGAAGAGACAUGGGAGCGUUACGAAGAAGACUUUCAACCCGAGAGUCGAGUGCACAUGAGGAAGUAUGGGUUAGAGAGCAUCGGCAGACUGCUAGGACGUGAAGGCAUUGGCAGCAGUAUUAGGGGCUUCUAUGAACACUUCGCGCCUGAUGGAGUUCUGGACCGAGAAUUGGCUGUUGCGAGGAGAGGACUUGAUAUGCGACAGCAGCUUUUGAAGCAGAAACUUUCAAGAGUUAUGAGGCUUGAUUGUUCCAGUGACUAGCUGGCUUUCCAUUGUCUUGGGCCAAUACUGAGUCUCAAUACUCACAUGUAAACAGCAUCUCACCAGAGAAUGGUUCCUCAGCAGUGUUGAUUCAUUACAAGAUCCUAUCGGGGUCUUCUAUGAUACUCCACGUCGGGCCACGAACAAAUGACAGUAGACCUCGGCAUGGGUGCAUUCUACAACGUUGAUCAAGAGCUCCAAGCAAGGGCAUAUGACAA
Molecule: messenger RNA, 1415 nt
Organism: Colletotrichum godetiae
Lineage: Eukaryota; Fungi; Ascomycota; Sordariomycetes; Glomerellales; Glomerellaceae
Exons: 2
Coding region: 256-1197 (313 amino acids)
Source: RefSeq, a predicted model, not a curated record